CUCAUAACUACUGUUAAUUGUAUAUUUUAAUGAGUGUUGACUAAAAAUAGUUCAUCGUCAGGUGGCACAACGCGCGCCGCCUCUGCAACUUUUCCAUACUGUACGCGCGCUCCCGAUGGUUACCAUGACUACUGAAUGGCAACCACAGACGGCGGCACCUGAAGAUGGUGAGAACACACACAAUACAGUCGUUCACGUGGAUUUAAGAUUACACAUUUAGAGCGUGAGGCAGCUUGACUCGUGCUGUCCUCGUGUUUCUGGAGUCGAGUCGACAUGAAGACUCAAAGCAGCAACGUCGGAGUGUUUGUCCGGAUCCGGCCGACGGCGAACUUCUCCCCGGACGUCGUCGAGUGUCUUCCGGACGGACAGACAGUUAACAUCCAUCCCAGGAAAGACUCCAGGAAGCAGCAGGACACCAGGAGCAAUCAGCUGAGCUAUUGGUCCUUCCGGCUGGAAGGCGUCCUGCAGGCUGUAUCCCAGGAGGAGGUGUACGCCCGAGUGUGCCAACGAGUGGUACUGGGAGCACUGGAUGGCCAUAACGGUACUGUGAUGUGUUAUGGGCAGACCGGUGCGGGGAAGACCUUCACCAUGACAGGCUCUACAGAAUCAUACCAGCAGCGUGGCGUCAUUCCUCGGGCCCUUCAGGAGGUGUUUCUGGAGGUGGAGAAAAGGACCGAGCACGUCUUCUCUGUGCACCUGUCCUACCUGGAGAUCUACAACGAGACCCUGGUGGACCUGCUGCAAGGCCCACCACGCCCAUCUCCUCGUGGCAUGGUGGUGAUGGAGGAGCCGGGAGGAGGGGUGUUCAUCCGAGGUCUGACUCUUCAUCCGGUCCACAAUGAGGAGGAGGCUCUCAACCUGCUGUUUGAGGCCGAGUUGAAUCACAUUAUUGGAUCACAUGCCUUGAACAAGAACUCCUCCAGGUCCCACCGUAUCUUCACUGUGCACAUAGAGUCUCGCUCACGGUCUCUGUCUGAUGUCAAGUACAUCACCGCCAAGCUGAAUCUGGUGGAUUUGGCCGGAUCAGAGAGGCUGGAAAAGACUGGGUCAGAGGGUCAAAUGUUGAAGGAAGCGAUGUAUAUCAAUAAGUCGCUGUCCUUCCUGGAGCAGGCCAUCCUGGCCCUGGCAGACCGGCGCAGAGACUUUGUUCCCUUCAGACAGACGAAGCUCACUCACGCCCUCAAAGACACCCUGGGAGGGAACUGCAACACUGUGCUGGUGGCCAACAUCUACGGCGAGGCUGCACACAUGGAAGACACGCUCUCUACUUUGCGUUUCGCCAGCAGAAUGAAGUGCGUCCAGACGCACGCUGCUGUGAAUGAACACAACGGCACAGCAGCUCAGAUCAAGAAACUUAAGAAGGAUGUUCACAUGCUGAGAGAGGAGCUGUCCAUCUACACCACGCUGGCAAAGCGACCGAGCUCCCCGGACGACCUGCUGUCUAAAGCCGAGCUGGCUGACAUCCAGAGCCAGGUUCAGAGGUACCUGGAGGGAAGCCUGGAGGAAAUCAGCAUUGCAAGUAACAGGCAGAUCCAAGCGGCGUUCGCUCAGUUCAAGCUCGCUGUGCAAGGGAAGCAGAAGAUUGAGCUAUGCAGGAGCAAGAAGGUGGAGAAAGACCAGCGUGGGAACAAAGCUGCCGUCAAGGUGGACGGUCGAGGCGGCACCGACGAUGUGGACGUUGGCGGCUUUGAGACGUCCACUCAAUCACAGAAGACCAGCCAGCUCCAGAGUUCAACCAAAACCAGAAGGCCCAAGAACAAGCCGAGCCCAGGCAAGAGAGCGGGGAGUCCAGUUUCAAGGAGUCGUUUGGAAAGCGUCUCCAAAUCCAAGCUGAACUCGGUCCAGACGCCCGAGCCGGAGGAUGAGUCGCGUGAACCCGAACCGGAGGGCCGGGACGCACGGGAGUCUCAACCGCCCGCCAACGACCCCUUCCCUCUGGAAACCUCGCCCCCGAAAGAUUUGCCGUCUCCUCCCGGCUCCGCCCGGUCCAAAGCGGAGGCCUUCGAGGAUUUUAAAGUGGGACACGGCAGCAAGAUCAGCCGCAUCCUGAAGGAGAACAAGGCCGUGCUCCGGGAACGCCACGGUCUUCUUCAACAGCUGACGGAGGAGGUCAACGCGGUCAAGAGGGAGAUCGACUUCGCCCUGGCUUCCAUACAGCAGCAGCAGGAGGAGGAGGAGGAGGAAGAGGCGAGAAGAGGCCGAGGUCAACAUUUAGUGACGGAGGAGGAGCCAGAUGCCGCUUCAUUGCUGCAGCUGAGGGAGCUGAAGGGCCAGUACCGGCAGCGGUAUCAGGUGCACUGUGACAUCAAGGCAGAGGUCGACUACUGUCAACAACUUGUGGAUCAGUGCAGAGUGAAACUGUUCUCUGAAUUUGAGAACUGGUAUGAGAAGUCUUUCCCGGCGCCCGAGGAGGAGUUGGACAUAACGAUGGAGACGACCCGAGAACAAGGGAAGGAGCAGCUUCUGGAAGAGGAGCUUCUUCCUGACAACUCCGAGUCCUUCUACAACGCCCGCUACCGGAUGCUGAAGAAGAGGAGCAUCCGGGCGCUCUGCUUCACUCCGGUGCCGAGGAAGACUUCCUGGAGUUCUCCCCGUUAGCCGAGUGAGUUCCAUGUACACGCUGAAGUGGGGGAACUGGUGUUCACACGUGAUGCAUGUUUGUGGAAUAAAUGACACUACACAGUGAA
Molecule: messenger RNA, 2687 nt
Organism: Pseudoliparis swirei
Lineage: Eukaryota; Metazoa; Chordata; Actinopteri; Perciformes; Liparidae
Gene: kif9
Product: kinesin family member 9
Exons: 20
Coding region: 274-2598 (774 amino acids)
Biological process (GO): microtubule-based movement
Molecular function (GO): ATP binding; microtubule binding; microtubule motor activity
Source: RefSeq, a predicted model, not a curated record